Molecule: messenger RNA, 829 nt
Organism: Vidua macroura (Pin-tailed whydah)
Lineage: Eukaryota; Metazoa; Chordata; Aves; Passeriformes; Viduidae
Exons: 4
Coding region: 5-625 (206 amino acids)
Source: RefSeq, a predicted model, not a curated record
UGGGAUGGGUGGCCCUUUCCUCUCAACAGCCAGCUUGGAAAAAUAUUCCCUUUGUGAACUGUCCCUCAUCCCAGCAGACUUGGAGAACCCUCGGCGACCUCCCAGAGGGGUGGCACCCGAGCAGGAGGGAUUACCCGUGGUGGUCAGAAGAGGUGUGGGAGCCUUUGUCCCUGAUGUCCCCCGAGCAGAAGGUCCCUGCUGCCUGCGCACGCCGCUCUCAUCGGGCUGGUAUUCCCUCUGUCCGAAUUCGGGAGCGUCGGGAGCCGCCACUCCCUCUGAUCCCUCCUCCUGCCAAGGACUGGUGCUGAGCAUGCACCCCAUGGGAUCCUGCAGCCAACACCUGCCAGGUGUGGUCCAGCCACGCUCGCCCAAAUGCAGACAAGCCCUGGAAAGCCUCAACAGCUCCACCUCUACCUGGAGCUCUAAUGACUGCUCUCUACCAAGGACUAGCUGGAGGCAGUGCCAGAAGCCCUCCCAGCUGCCUCACCCUCAAAUAAGCAGUGGCUCAGAGAAGAAUCUGAUUUUUCCCCUGCAGGGAGAGGAGGAAAGGUGGAAGAACAGGAUCAGCUUGCUGCUGGCUGGCCAUGUGGGCACUGAGGUCUUGUGUUGGAAGCCUGGUUGCUGAGAAUUUUGGACUUUCUGUGCUGACAGGCACUGACCCCCAAGAGAACUCUGCAUUUGACCUGAGGCCGUGGAGAAGCUUCCAAAAUGGAAUGACAGAACUGGGAUUGUGGGUGUGGAGUUUGAGUAGAAGUGUGUGAUACCACAUGGUGGGAAACUUAGAGUUCAAGGGUUUAGAAUACAGUCAUAUAUACAAACAAGAUGGAGG